CAUAUUUUUUCAUAUUCUUGCAGUAUAGCGUCAACCCACCGCACUUUUCUCUCCCCUUUUUUUGCCCUAUUCUUGAUAGGGUUCCCAAAUGAUUUCUUGCCUUUGAUUUUUCUCUGAUGCUUUCUGUUCUUUUUCUGAUCUUGCUGAUCGUCUUCUUCUUGCUUGAUUUGGUAAUUUUUGCUCUCCUCAGAGGGUUUUUUGGGCUUCUCCGCUUUAGAUUUAACUUCCCUUGGAUUUUCACACUGUUCCCAUGUCUAAAGUCCUCAAUUUCAGUGGAGAUGAUGAUUUAUUCCCUGGGGGGUUUCUAUUCCCGAAUUCUAAGGAGCCGAGUCUCUAUUUGUCCCUAGGUCAUCAUGUGGACAUGUAUGUUCCUCCUCGUAAGAGAUCUCGUGUCACUGCCCCGUUCAUUGUCUGUAGAGAGCAAAAGCAACAGCCAUCCAUUGAAGUUCUACCUGACGAAUGCCUCUUUGAGGUGUUCAGACGCCUUCCUGGAGGCCAAGAGAGGAGUGCCUGUGCAGGUGUCUCCAAGCGUUGGCUUAUGCUUCUAAGUAGCAUUCAGAGGGAUGAAAUAUGCAAUGAAACCACUCGAUCUGUUGAGCCUGAGAACAGAUCUAAUAUUAAGAAGGCUGAUGAGUCCGUGAAGUCAAAAGACAAGGGUGGGUUUGUUGAUUCGAAUGGAAUCAGAGCUGAAGUUGAGGAGGACUCGGAGACAGGUGUUGAUGGAUAUCUUUCUAGAUGCCUGGAAGGUAAGAAAGCUACUGAUGUGAGGUUGGCUGCCAUUGCUGUUGGAACUGGAAGCCGUGGAGGUUUGGGCAAGCUAUCCAUCCGAGAAAGCAGUUCUACUCGUGGAUUGACAGAUUUUGGCCUCAAGGCCAUUGCUCGUGGUUGCCCUUCUUUGAGAGAGCUUUCGAUUUGGCACUCAUCAUCAAUUGGUGAUGAAGGGCUACUUGAGAUUGCAAAUGGCUGUCAUCUGCUGGAGAAGCUUGACCUAUGCCAUUGCUCAGCAGUUACAGACAAGUGUUUGCUUGCUAUUGCAAAGAACUGUCCCAAUCUGGCGUCAGUUACAAUAGAAUCUUGUUCAAACAUUGGAAAUGAAAGCCUGCAAACUUUGGGACGUAGCUGCCACAACCUGAAAUCCGUUACUGUUAAACAUUGUCCUCUUGUUGGGGACCAAGGAAUUGCAGGUCUAUUUUCGUCAGCCGGUAAUGUUGUGACAAAGGUGAAGCUUCAGGCACUUAACAUCAGUGAUGUGUCUCUUGCUGUAAUUGGACACUAUGGCAGUGCAUUGACUGACCUUGCACUUAUUGGCCUCCAAAAUGUGAACGAGAGGGGCUUCUGGGCCAUGGCUAGUGGUCAAAGUUUGCAGAAGCUGAAGUCUUUGGCAAUAACCACUUGUCGAGGAGUCUCUGAUUUAGGGCUUGAAGCUAUUGGAAAAGGUUGCCCGAAUCUGCAUCAGGUUUGCCUCAGAAGAUGUCCACUUGUAUCAGACAAAGGAUUAAUUUCGUUUGCCAAAGCUGCUGGGUCACUUGAAAAUCUUCAAUUGGAGGAAUGCCACAGGAUUACCCACUCUGGAGUUUUUGGCAUCUUUGCAAACUGUGGUGGAAAAUUGAAGGCUCUUGCCUUGGCCAAUUGCUUUGGAAUUCAGAACAUGAACUUUCUAUUUCCAUUGACAUUUCUUUGCUAUUCACUGCGAUCACUGACCAUCUGCAACUGCCCUGGAUUUGGUAAUGCUAGCUUGGCCAUGGUUGGUAAACUGUGCCCCUACCUGACUCAUGUUGAUUUCAUUGGGCUUCAGGGAAUAACUGAUGCUGGGCUUCUAUCAUUUGUUCAGAGCUCUGAAGCUGGUUUGAUGAAGGUAAAUCUUAGUGGCUGUGUCAAUUUGACCGACAAUGUUGUUGCAACCAUUUCCAAGCUGCAUGGGAGCACUCUCGAGGUUCUGAAUCUUGAAGGCUGCAGAUUCAUCACUGAUGCAAGCCUGGUGACGGUUGCAAGGGAUUGCUGGCAGCUGAAUGAACUUGAUGUUUCUAGUUGUGGAAUUACUGAUUCUGGCAUUGCUGUCUUGGCUGGUGCCAAGCAGCUGAAUCUGCAGAUACUUUCCCUGGCAGGUUGCUCUUUGGUAUCUGACAAAUCUGCACCCCUGUUGGUGGUUAUGGGCAAGACAUUGAUGGGGUUGAACCUCCAGCAUUGCCAUGGAAUCAGCUCUGGUGCUGUUGAUCUGCUUGUUGAGCAACUUUGGAGGUGUGAUAUACUCUCCUAAAGCAGCUGACAGUUGAAAAGGCCCCUUGAAGCAACAGAUAGCGUGGUACAUCGCAAGUUUUCACAACUUCAGUAUAGCUCUUGGUUUUUUUUUCAGCGUGUUGUUUUUGGGUCCAUAACCAUGGGUCUUCAUGUGGUUCAGUGUUCCAGUCCUUUUUUUCCAGCGAGGUGUGGCCAGUUUCUCUCUUCUUUUUUUUCAGCUUUCUUUCCAUUAGAAAGCUAUUCCAAGAAGUUUUCCCCUUGGUAAAGGGAGCCAUUCUGCAUAAUUGUCACACUUAGCUGAGAAUAUAGACAUUGGGUACUGGAUUCUUAGAUACUUCUAAUGGUGCUACUAUUAUGUUUUCAGCUUCUGGCCUAGCGGUUACUUCCAACUUGCUCGGUCAAAGCUUGUUACUUCGUCUAUUCCUUAGUCUUUUGGGUUGGGUCACUGUGUUUACCAAGUCUUCCAUGUCGCUUAAAGCAUACAUGAUGGUUGGGUUUGAUUCCGUCGUUCAGUCUGUGUUUGCGGUUGCUUUUGGCAGUCGUAGGUUUGUAACCUUGCUUUUGUGGGCUUUGUCCGUGGCAGAGUUGUUUAGUCUGCCAUGACAACCUUUUUGGGUUGUUUUUUCUUAACAAAGCCCUAGUUUUGCAGGUUCUUUUGUUACGAACUGCCCCGAGCAACCUUCUUGUUAUGUAAUACUCCAUGAAAAUGGUUACUUUGUUGUGAAUAAAAAGGCUUUUCAGAAGCUUUAUUAUGUAUC
Molecule: messenger RNA, 2996 nt
Organism: Olea europaea var. sylvestris
Lineage: Eukaryota; Viridiplantae; Streptophyta; Magnoliopsida; Lamiales; Oleaceae
Product: EIN3-binding F-box protein 1-like
Exons: 2
Coding region: 251-2257 (668 amino acids)
Biological process (GO): SCF-dependent proteasomal ubiquitin-dependent protein catabolic process
Cellular component (GO): SCF ubiquitin ligase complex
Molecular function (GO): protein binding
Source: RefSeq, a predicted model, not a curated record